Molecule: messenger RNA, 4662 nt
Organism: Hevea brasiliensis (rubber tree)
Lineage: Eukaryota; Viridiplantae; Streptophyta; Magnoliopsida; Malpighiales; Euphorbiaceae
Exons: 7
Coding region: 775-4269 (1164 amino acids)
Biological process (GO): cortical microtubule organization
Cellular component (GO): cortical microtubule
Source: RefSeq, a predicted model, not a curated record
AAAAAAGAAAAGAAAUAUCAAAUAACAAAGAGAUUAAGCAACUGAGGAGGAAAGGAGAAAAAAAAAAAAAUGAAAGCUUGAUAUGAAGGAAAGAGGCAUAUCCGAGCAGCAAGCAGAAAAGAAAAAGAAACGAUAGAUAGAGAUCCGAGGUUGCUACCCAACAUUCUUCGCAUUGUAAUUGGCAUUUAAAGUUCAUUUUUGUCUUCAUAUUCGAGAUCUUAUUCGCGUUGAACGAGCUUUCAACUAUAUCUUGGAAGAAAUUUUGACUCCGGUUUUUGGUUAUUCAAGUCAAGCUGCUUUCAAUGAGCUUCAAACGGUGGGUUAUAGCUUUGUUUUUGGAAUUUUAAGCUUCAAUGGAAGGCUAAAGCAGUAAUAGAAGUUGAAUUUGAGUAUGAAUUGGAGGAGUGGGCUGUGAAAUGUUAUGGUUUGGUACCAGGAGAUCAUUAGGGUGAUGGGAAUUUAGGGUUUUUUGGAAAAUGUAUUGCAAGGCUAAGGAUUUGAUUUCGUGCUUAUUGGAUAUGGUUGUUGACCUUCCGCAUUUUGAAUGGUACAGUUGAUUCAGUUACUUAUUGUGAAUUAUAUUUGUAUAAUUGUUUUGGAUUGCCAGAAGUGGGAUUAAAUUAAUGGAACUUUUGAAAAUAACAAUUUGAAUGCAAGGUUCAAUUGUUUUAGUUGUGUGCUAUAGUCAUAUGCAAGUGAUGGGCAAUUGGAUUUGUGGCUGCAAGGAGAGGUUCAAGUGAUUAUUUUGAAAGUUUAGGUUGUAGUGGAGUGGACAUGCCUCCUUCUCCGGCAUUGAGAUAUUCUCCUGGGAGGGAGCCCAGAGCUGAGAACCAUAGGCGAGGCCACAGUCUUGAAGGUGGAUUGCUGUUCAAGGAGAAAGAUGACGAUCUUGCAUUAUUCAAUGAAAUGCAAUCCAGAGAAAGAGAGAAAUUUUUGCUCCAGUCAUCUGAUGACUUUGAAGACACAUUUUCCACAAAGUUGAGACACUUCUCAGAUUUCAAGCUUGGAAUCUCUAUUCCUGUUCGAGGAGAAAGUAGUGAACUGCUACAUGCGGAUGGGGAGAAGAAUGACUAUGAUUGGUUAUUAACGCCUCCUGAGACUCCACUUUUUCCCUCAUUGGAUGAUGAGCCGCCAGCAAUUAACAUUCCAUCCAGGGGCAGACCUCGGAGUCAGCCUAUCACUAUAUCAAGAUCAUCCACUAUGGAGAAUAGUUACAGAAGCAGUAGGGGCAGUGCAAGUCCAAAUCGCUUAAGCCCAUCACCUCGGUCCUGUAAUAGUUCAAUUCAGUCCAGGGGAAGGCCAUCAUCAGCAUCUCAUUCUAGCCCAACUCCUAGCCAACGACCUGCCUCUCCAUCACGUAGACCAUCUCCUUCUCCAAGUAAAGCUACAACACCUGGUCCAAGGUCUUCAACUCCGACCCCAAGGAGGACAAGCACAGGGUCAAGAGGAAGGGGAGUUUCACCUGUAAGAACAAGUCGAGGGAAUUCUACUUCACCGAAAAUAAGGGCAUGGCAAUCAAAUAUCCCUGGUUUCCCUUCUGAAGCACCACCCAAUCUCCGCACCUCUCUGGCAGAUCGACCAGCAUCAUACGUAAGGGGUUCUUCACCAGCAUCUAGAAAUGGUAGGGACUUAAGCUCAAAAUUUCAUAGGCAAUCAAUGUCUCCGACUGCUUCUAGAAGUGUUUGUUCAUCACACAGUCAAGAGCGAGAUCGGACUAGCUCACACAGCAGAUGUUCUGUUGCAUCAUCUGGUGAUGAUGAUUUGGACUCUGUGCAAUCAAUUCAUGCGGGUAGCUUAGACCGCUUGGCUUCAAAAACAACUGACACAUUUUCAAAUAAUAGAGCUGUGGCAUUUUCUAAGAAAUCAACGAGAAUAAUUUCUCCUAGUUCUGCUCCAAAAAGAUCCUUUGGUUCUGCUCUUCGUCAAAUGGAUCAUCGGAAGAGUCCUCAGAACAUGUUCAGACCACUCUUAUCUAGUGUGCCAAGUUCUACCUUCUAUGUUGCAAAAGCAAAUUCUGCACAUCGUCCUUUGAUGUCUAGGAAUUCUUCAGUUGCAAUCAGCAAUAAUGCAAGUUCUGAUCAAGGUACCAGUGCUGCACCUGAUACUGAUGAAAAUGACCACCGUUUGGAAUAUAUGGUAAUUGAAAGUGGAAAAACAAGAUAUUCUGAUGCUCAGGAAGAAGUAUUUGCCUUUGAUAAGGUGGAUACAUUAAAUAAGGAUGUCAGGCAUGAUGCGGAUGAUGGUUCGCACUUUCGGGUUGGUGAUUUUGACAGAAACCCUGCAGCUGAAUGUGAGCCUAAUGACUCUGAAGAUUUCAGCCACCAGCAGAUUGAUAUGGAGAUCAGUUCUGCUUCCGACACUUUAUGUGUCAAAGCUGAUUUUUCAGAAGUCGACAGUAGCAAAAACACAAAAGUUUGUUUUAAAUGUGGUUGCAGGUAUGUUGCCAUUGAAAUGUUGGAAAAGGAUAUAAAUCUUUGUCCAGAUUGCUGUAGACAAAACAAUCUUGUGGCUGCCACCUGUCUGGAGACAGCAAUAGUAGCUUCUAAGAAUUCCCCCGUGUCGUCUAUGAAUAUUUCUGAACACAAACCAUUUGAUGAGCUUGACACACAGGUGGCCAUACCUAAGUCACAAUCACAAGUUUUUGAUGAGGUAGAGUCGAGAGUUAUUCAGGAAGGAGAUGAUGUUAAGCAUGGCCAAGCUACAUGCCAUGAACAAAGCCAUACUUACUUCCAAGAAAGUUCCCAAGCUAGGUCACCAGUGGAGGGAGAUGAGCAGAGGAUUGCUAGCCAGCAUGCAGCUGGGCAACCUGCUGGUAGUUACAUGCUACCUGAUAAUGACUCUGAAGCUCAGCAAUUGCUACGUUCUAGUGACUAUCAAAGUCUUAAGGUGGAUGUCUCUGAAGGUGCUGGCAUUUCUGUACUGCUUAAGAGGUCAAGCAGCAUCAAGGGGCCAGUUGUUCAAGCCAGGACUUUUAUUGCCUCUACCAUCACUUACGAUGAUUUCUCUUAUACUCGAGAUGGUGCAAACAGUUUGAGAAGCUCCUUUGGACAUGCCAGUACCUCUGCUUCAUCCUCUAUUGACUUCAGCUCCGGCAGGCAAGUCGAAACUCGUGUUCAACGGCAGUUAAGUGGCAGGAAAUCUGACAUGGAGAACUACAGAUAUGACACAAAAAAUAGACCUCAAAGUGCUGGAUCAUCUUUGUCUGGAACUUCAAACCACACUCAUGCUUUAGGUCUUGCAACAAGCACCCAUGAAGAGAAAAGUGAGGCUUCUGUUGGUGAUAUGAAGCAUGAUGGAAUAGAAGGAGCAACUUUAACUUCUCACGGAAUAGUGGUAUCUUCAGAAAAAAAGGAAAUGGGUGUUUCUAAUGUAUCUUUUACCGGUGCAGUAGUUCCUGAGGAGGGUUGUACAUCGGGUUUUUCAUGCCAGACAGUUGGCAUUCAGUUAGAGGAGAAUCCAGUAGCAUCAAUUCCGACUUAUGAAGACUGUCAUCUACAUGGAAACAAAGAUGAUUUACUAAACAAUACAAUCAGUAUCUCAGAUGUAGAAGCAUCAAUUAUUACUCCAGAUCCUCCAGUUGAAAUGGAACAUACCAUGUUGAACUCUAGUGUUGAUGGACGAAUUGAUAUUGGGGUUACUGCUCAUAGUUCUUUGGUCUCAAUAUCUGAAAUAGAAACUGAGAACUUCUGUCAAAGUUCCCUUGGCUCAGAGAAUGAUGAUGUCUCUACAAAUUCAAAGAGUAGUAUAAAUGAAUUUCAGGAUGUUUCAAUCCCUACAUCUUCAGGCAAGGAAAUGUCUGCUUCUGUUCUGGAGCAAAGCAACUCGGAUCACUCACAUGGCAUAUUGGAGGAUUCAACUGUAAAGGUUCAGAGAGGAAGUAUGGCAAGAAGCCUAACCCUUGAAGAAGCAACAGAUACAACACUUUUCUGUAGCUCCAUUGUCCAUGAUCUGGCCUACCGGGCUGCAACUAUAGCCAUUGAAAAAGAAGACUCGGUCUGCCUGGAAGGUUCUUGGCCAACAGUUACAGUUCUGGGAAAGUCCACUGCAGAUAGAAAGGAUUCACGCAGCAGAACUACGGGAAAACGUACAUCAAAAUCCCUGAAAGUCAGACGGAAACGGAUGGAAUUGGAUGUAAAAUCCCCUUCUACCAAGACCGAGAAUGAUGAAAAUGCCAAUGAAUCUAUGGUACGUAAUGUUGGCCUUUCUAAUAACACGGAUAGUAUAAAGCCUCCGAAGCUGGAAUCCAAGUGCAAUUGCACAAUAAUGUAAAAGUCUUUCAUUCACACCGUGCCAAUGGUGCCCACCACGAAAUUCUGCUACCCCCUCCAGCCACUUGGAGAAGUUGCUGAGUGCUUGUACGUUAAUGGUUUUUUCUGUGUUUGAAGGGCUGUUUAGAUUAUUGCUAAUUGGUUUCUGUUGGUUCCAAUUAAUUUGUAAGAAACACCACAAUGCGUUGGUGAUAUAAUUGUAAAGUUUUUAUUUGUUAUUAGGUUGAUAUUAGUGAAGAGCAUUGGAGAUUUGUGCUUGUUCUGCUCCAGUCGCCUCAUUCUUGUUAGUUACUCCCAACUUGAUUCAAGUCCUUGGUUAGAGAGAAGUGUGAAUUAAAACCCAACCAUUCAUAUUCUUAUGAUUGUUAAAAGGUAUAGCUUUGAUUUUGCUUCA